AUGGUUCCAAGGCAGUACAGUAUAAGUACCUGUAAUAACACAAACAUGCCUGAUUUCAUCCUGAUGGGGCUGACAGACUCGGAAGAGAUCCAGCUGGUGCUCUCUGUGCUCUUUCUCCUGAUAUACCUGGUCACUGUGCUGGGGAACAUAGGGAUGGUAUUGAUCAUUCGCCUGGAUAUCCAGCUUCACACUCCUAUGUAUUUUUUUCUCAGUCACCUGUCAUUUCUUGACCUCUGUUACUCAAAUGUCAUCACGCCUAAAACCUUAGGUAACUUAGUGACUUCCAAAAAGAGCAUUUCAUUCACAGGCUGCUUCACACAGAUGUACUUUUUUAUCCUGUUUGGUGGUGCUGAAUGUUUUCUUCUCUCCUCAAUGGCCUAUGAUCGCUAUGUGGCUAUCUGCAAUCCUCUCCAUUAUCCACUUAUUAUGUCCACAAAGCUGUGCUGUGCCCUCCUCACUGUGACCUAUCUGAUUGGAUUCAUAGAUUCCUCUGCCAGUGUGUUUUGCAUAACUAGAUUGCCUUUCUGCAAAUCUAACAUAAUCCAUCACUUUUUCUGUGACAUAAACCCAAUUUUCACCCUGUCCUGCGAGGACACUUAUAACACUGAAAUUGUGAUAUUCAUUUUUGCUGGUUCUACCCUAAUGAUGUCCCUUAUCACAAUAGCUGCAUCCUAUGUGUCCAUACUCACUACUAUUCUGAAAAUUAAUUCCACCUCAGGAAAGCAGAAAGCCUUUUCUACCUGUGCCUCCCAUCUACUGGGAGUCACCAUCUUUUAUGGCACUAUGAUUUUUACCUAUUUAAAACCAACUAAGUCCUACUCACUGGGAAAGGAUCAAGUGGCUUCUGUUUUUUACACCAUUGUGAUCCCCAUGCUGAAUCCUCUCAUUUACAGUCUUAGAAACAAAGAAGUGAAAAAUGCUUUCAAUAGAGUCAUGCAGAAGAGAGGGGUUCCUGGCAGUUAA
Messenger RNA from Castor canadensis (American beaver), 963 nucleotides. Lineage: Eukaryota; Metazoa; Chordata; Mammalia; Rodentia; Castoridae. The record is from RefSeq and is a predicted model, not a curated record.